AUGAAGGACUGCGAGUACCGGCAGAUCCCGCCCGGGGCGGCGGCGGCGACUCCGGGCCCGGGCACAGCCGCCUCGCCGCCCCCGCCGCCCGCCGUCCCCCCGCGGCCGCGGCGGCCCCGCAGGAAGUGGGAGGUGUUCCCGGGCCGCAACCGCUUCUUCUGCGGCGGCCGCCUCAUGCUGGCGCGGCACAGCGGCGUCUUCGUCCUCACCCUCGGCCUCAUCCUGGUCACCAGCGGCCUCUUCUUCGCCUUCGACUGCCCCUUCCUUGCCACUCACCUGACCUUGGCCAUCCCCAUCAUCGCCGCCGUCCUCUUCUUCUUUGUCAUCAGCUGCCUGCUCCAGACAAGCUUCAGAGACCCAGGAAUCCUGCCCAGAGCCACCCCAAGUGAAGCAGCAGACCUGGAAAAACGGAUUGACAGCAUGGGGACCUCCACGUACCGCCCUCCCGCCCGCACCAUGGAGGUGGUGAUCAACAAGUACGUGGUGAAGCUCAAGUACUGCUACACCUGCAAGAUGUUCCGCCCCCCGCGCACCUCCCACUGCAGCGUCUGCGACAACUGCGUCGAGAGAUUCGAUCACCACUGCCCCUGGGUGGGGAACUGCGUGGGGAAGCGCAACUAUCGCUACUUCUACGCCUUCAUCCUCUCCCUCUCCUUCCUGACCGCCUUCAUCUUCGCCUGCGUCGUCACCCACCUCACCCUGCGCUCUCAGAGGGAUGGAUUCCUGGCCACUCUGAAGACGACACCCGCAAGUGUGCUGGAGCUGGUGAUCUGUUUUUUCUCAGUCUGGUCUAUUUUGGGCCUCUCAGGUUUUCACACUUAUUUAGUCGCCUCCAACCUGACGACAAAUGAAGAUAUCAAAGGGUCCUGGUCAAAUAAGAGGGGCUCAGAGUUUGCCAAUCCCUACAGCCAUAAAAGUAUCCUCACAAACUGCUGUGCGGUGCUGUGUGGACCAUUCCAUCCCAGUUUGAUAGACAGAAGAGGAUUUAUCCAGCCAGAUAACGGGACCCCAUCCAGUCCUAAGAGCGAAAUCCCUUCCUUUGGAGCCAAAACUGACACCAGCAUGGAGGAUGCCUGCCAGGACUUUGCCAUUUCCUGCACAGCCUGAUGGGAUUUGCCCCUCCUCGGACCUUAGCCCUGAUUUCUGAGGGUUGGCUGCACCCGGAGCCCUGGCAGCCCGCAGCCCUCCGCCUCCCGUGGCGCAUCCCACGGGAAGCUGAGCCCACAGCCAUGACCACCACCACGAGUGCCUCCGCUCGCCAGGGCUGCGCGGCCGCGCCUCCCUCCCUCCCGCCGCCAGGGAGAGGGGAGGGGAAAAGCGGCCGUGCACAAGGAAAUAAAAAAAAAAAAAGCUUUUCCAACCCCGCUCCGGGAGCCGGGACGGCCCGUCCCGCGGGUUCGGAGCUCAAAGCCAUACAGCCGUCCCACCCGAGUGCAAUAACUGGAGUUCCUGCUGUCUCCUGCCGCCGGUGGCUCCCUGUGACCACCGGCGUGACCCUCAGUGACGGUGUCUCCCCGCUGCAGAUGCUGGAAGGUCGUGGCUGGCACCCCAGCGGGCUUUUGGAAGGAGCAGGUUGGCAGCAGAACGUUUACAGCCCAGCCAGUGGCAUCACACACCCAAAACCCACCAGCCCUUCCGUGUGCCAGAGGAUUCUCCUCUCCAGGCAGGAGUUAGUACGUGGUCAGUUUGCCCUUGCAACCCCCCUGGCUCCCCGUUUCCAGCCUCAUCUUAGCCCAGCUCUAGUUUUAGGGGAAGGAGUUCCAGCCCUGCAGCACCUCGAGCAGCCUCCCCUGCUCCGGCCGGGCUGGGAGCUGAGCGGAGCAGCCAGGCCUGCCCCCAGCCCUGUAGGACUCACCAUCUAUUUAUGCCUUUGACUUUUGUAACAAAAAUAAAAGUUUCUCCUAUUUACUGUA
Messenger RNA from Empidonax traillii (willow flycatcher), 1913 nucleotides. It is a transcript of the gene ZDHHC18, whose product is annotated as zinc finger DHHC-type containing 18. The record is from RefSeq and is a predicted model, not a curated record. The coding region runs from base 1 to 1107 and encodes 368 amino acids. Lineage: Eukaryota; Metazoa; Chordata; Aves; Passeriformes; Tyrannidae. Gene Ontology annotation, cellular component: endoplasmic reticulum; Golgi apparatus. Gene Ontology annotation, molecular function: protein-cysteine S-palmitoyltransferase activity. The transcript has 10 exons. Gene Ontology annotation, biological process: protein targeting to membrane; peptidyl-L-cysteine S-palmitoylation.